CAUUAUCAGGAAAAGUAAUUGAUAUACACCCCAUGCACGUAGCACCCUCUUUAUGGAACCACAGUCGGAGCCAAGACAAUGGCGACCGGACCUCGUCUUCCGAUCACUCUAUAAAGAGGGCUGUCGAAUUUUGGGGGCGGUGGACUCCCUGCGAACGACUCGUACCCGCUCAUCAUGGGUGUAUCUAUAUCGCUCAUCCUUCCUAUUGGCUUGUUUGUAUGGACCCUUGCAAGAUAUACCGCUGUGAGGCUCAGAGGCAAAAACUCUCUACCCUUACCACCAGGUCCGGCCCAGCUACCGCUACUGGGUGCCGCUCUUGAAGUCGACGGCGACACUCCAUGGGUGACGUAUAGAGAGUGGGCAGCGAAGUAUGGCGACAUUGUCAGCUGCCACUUCUUCGGUCGUCGAGUAGUGGUCUUGAACUCCGAGAAAGCUGCAGAUGACCUCUUGGAGAAACGCUCUCGCAUUUAUUCUGACAGAGCUGAUAUAUCUACGAUCCCUAUGUCUGGAUGGGACUUGGAUAUCAGUUAUGGCCGCUAUAACAGUGAAUGGCGUUUAUACCGACGACUUUUCCAGCAAACUUUCCGUGAGCAGAAAGUGCCCGAUUAUCGCACAACGCAGCUUGCCGCUGCCCACCGCCUUUUGAUGAACAUGGACACUUACCCGGCGGAAAAGCUAUUUGAUCUUCUAUCACUGUGUACGGCUUCUGCGAUCCUUUCUACAAUAUACGGUUACGAGGUCAACACCCUCGAUGACCCUCUGUUCAACAUCAACGACAAGGCGGUUGAGAGCGGAUUCCCAUUGUUGACUCCCGAAAAGUCGAUUGUUCCAGACACUUUCCCCUUCAUCAAGUAUCUCCCGGCGUGGUUGCCCGGCAUGUCAAUCGUCCGCAACGCCCAGAUCUCGAAGCAUUGGACUCACCAAUAUGUCAACUUUCCUUACAACUUUACAAUGGAGAAAAUGCAAUCGGAUCCCGCGUUUGCUUGUGUGCUCUCGGAGAUGAUCCGAGAGGGCGAGGAGAAUGGUCAGAGCAUUCCGGUGCCGUAUUUGAAGAAAUUCGCGGCGACCUCUUUCAUUGCUGGUGCUGACACGUCUGGGAGCGUAUUGCUGUCUUUGGUCGCAGCCUUAGUGCAGAAUCCUGCUGUACAGAAACGCGCCCAGGCUGAACUCCGGACCGUUGUCGGCGAUGAUCGGCUGCCCACAUUCGGGGACCGGGCUUCGCUCCCUUACAUUGAUGCGAUGAUCCGGGAGGCCAUGAGAUGGGGCGCGGUUGUCCCUCUUGGUGUUCCCCAUUUCUCCACGGAAGACGAUGUCUACGAGGGGUAUUUCAUUCCGAAAGGCUCGAUUGUCACUGCCAAUACAUGGGCGAUGUCUCGCGAUCCUCGCCGGUAUCCUGAUCCCGAGGCUUUCCUGCCGGAACGAUUCCUGACCAAAGACGGCGAACUCACCGACGACGACGUGAGGUUCACCUUUGGAUGGGGUCGGCGAAUCUGUCCGGGACGGUACUCGGCGUCGGCAGCAAUCUGGAUCGCUACCGUCUCGAUGUUGACGGCGUAUAGCUUCGAGAGAGCUAAAGACGAGAACGGGGCAGAGAUCGAUGCAGUGCAGGAGUGGACGACUGGAAUUGCGAGGAAACCUAAACAGCUCCCAAUGCGCGUUGUUCCUCGGUUUGACCGACCGAGGCUGGAACAGAUGGUGAAAGAAGCGCAGCACGCCUAGUCAUUCUUGUAACUUGUACUAGGACAAAGGAUUAUACUCCUGUCUUGACUUGUUGCUUAUACAUAUCAUCUGUAUGUACAACUAACCUGAGACGCC
Molecule: messenger RNA, 1815 nt
Organism: Coniophora puteana RWD-64-598 SS2
Lineage: Eukaryota; Fungi; Basidiomycota; Agaricomycetes; Boletales; Coniophoraceae
Product: cytochrome P450
Exons: 13
Coding region: 175-1719 (514 amino acids)
Molecular function (GO): iron ion binding; monooxygenase activity; heme binding
Source: RefSeq, a predicted model, not a curated record